Molecule: messenger RNA, 1968 nt
Organism: Camelina sativa (false flax)
Lineage: Eukaryota; Viridiplantae; Streptophyta; Magnoliopsida; Brassicales; Brassicaceae
Biological process (GO): cortical microtubule organization
Cellular component (GO): cortical microtubule
Source: RefSeq, a predicted model, not a curated record
ACUACUUGGCUAGUGGUCAUUCCCUUCUUAUAGACUAUCGGUGACCAGCAAACUCGCUGGGAAAAAAAUCGACAUUUUUUCGGACUUUUGUUGUUGUUAUUGUUGUGCAAGUUCGGACACGAGACCCAGAAAGCCUUUCAAUCUCAGGUUUCAAAUAUGUUGACUCACGACAGAGACGAAGAACUCUCUCUGUUCCUUGAGAUGCGUCGUCGCGAGAAAGAACACAGAGCUGAUUCUCUUUUAACAGGAUCUGAUAAUGUUAGUAGUAUCAAUGAAACGUUGAAGGCUGCUGCGGCAGCGGCGCUCUCUGGUGUCUCAGAAACGGCGUCGUCUCAACGUUAUCCUCUCCGGAGAACCGCCGCCGAGAACUUCUUGUAUUCUGAGAAUGAGAAGUCUGAUUACGAUUGGCUUCUUACUCCGCCAGGCACACCACAGUUCGAGAAAGAGUCGCAUAGAAGCGUAAUGAAUCAGCUCGAUGCUCCCACUUCUCGCCCCACGGCUCUUAAAUCUCGGUUAGGGAACUGCCGUGAAGAGAUCGUCUCAGUGAACAAUAAUAAGCCCCAAACGAGCUCUUCUUCUGUAGCUGGACUCAGGCGACCAUCAUCCUCAGGUAGCUCAAGGUCAGCGAGUAGACCUUCCACACCGACAAGAAGGUCUAUAACUCCAACCACCUCUACAACAAGGCCUGUGACCACCAAAGCUUCAACCUCUAGAUCCUCAACACCCACCUCACGUGCCACCUUAACUGCUGCACGUGCUACUACCUCCAUGACGGCGUCGCGAACCACUACCUCGUCGGCUCCACGAACCACUACCUCGUCGGCUACACGAACCACUACCACGUCUACCGGUUCAGCGAGAUCAGCUACUCCAACUCGGUCUAAUACUAAUACUCGGCCAUCUUCUGCACCUUCUAAAAAACCAGUAUCAAGGCCAGCCACACCAACCCGCAGGCCUUCAACCCCGACUGGUCCAUCAAUAGUUUCGAGUAAGGCUCCGUCCCGAGGGACUUCUCCUUCUCCUACUGUUAAUUCUUCCAGGCCAUGGAAACCUCCGGAGAUGCCUGGUUUCUCUUUAGAAGCCCCACCGAAUCUGAGGACGACUUUAUCAGACCGGCCGGUCUCAGCUUCAAGAGGCAGACCUGGAGUCGCCUCAGCACCAGGUUCAAGAUCGGGUUCCAUAGAACGCGGAGGAGGUCCCACCAGUGGCAGCGUCAGUCAUGCAAGAAGGCAAUCUUGUUCGCCGUCCAGAGGUCGGGCUCCUAUAGGGAACACCAACGGGAGUGUAACAGGUGUGCGUGGGCGAGCUAAGGCAGCAAACAACAGCGGAAGUGAUAGCUUGAGCCCAGUGGCUAUGGGUAAUAAAAUGGUUGAGAGAGUGGUGAACAUGAGGAAACUAGGUCCACCGCGGCUAACUGAGAGUGGCGGUCGAGGAACCGGGAAAUCUAACUCCGCUUUUAACAGCCUUGGUUAUGGGAGAAACCUCUCCAAGAGCUCAAUCGAUAUGGCCUUAAGACAUAUGGAUAUAAGACGAGGCAUGACGGGAAAUCUCCGACCGCUUGUGACGAAAGUUCCGGCAUCAUCAAUGUACAGUGUGAGAAGUCGGCCGGCUAGUGUCUCAAGCUCGCCGAUGGCCACAAGCAGCACCGUGAGCUCAUCUGAACCGAGUGUUGACAACAUCAACAUUCUAUGCUUAGACGGGAACGAAGCUGAAAAUGAUGAUCUUCUCAGUGAGAGAAGCUAUGCUUCUCCACGAGAUCAGUUCCCCAAGUUCACAUCUUGACCCAUGUUAUUAUAUAUCCUAUGUUCUUGUUUUUGUUCUAACACUUUGAAACUACGUGUUUCUAAGUGAUCCGUUAAAUUUAAGAAACUCAGGUAUCAGAUGUCUUUUUUCCUUCAUAAAAUGUUUUUGCAGAAAACAACUGCUAAAGGGUGUGUCUGGAUUUUAAACCUUAAGCUUUUAAAACCA